CGUGACGCAGAGCUCCUCGCGAGUCCUGCAGUCAGGCCGUGGGUCGAGCUCGGGCCCCAUGUGCCGUCAGUCCCCACCAGCCUGAGCCUCCGGCCUCCGCCGACCCCAGGAAACCUUGGCAGCACCACGCGGCCCCACUCCAGAAGAGACAUGUCUGGUAACGGCGGUGUGGCUGUAACGGCGGAAGAGAACAACUUGAAGAUGAGAGUGGUUCGAGUGGGUACCCGUAAGAGCCAGCUGGCUCGCAUACAGACAGAUACUGUGGUAGCAAUGCUGAAAACCUUCUACCCUGGCGUGCAGUUUGAAAUCAUUGCCAUGUCCACCACAGGAGACAAGAUACUUGACACUGCACUCUCUAAGAUUGGGGAAAAGAGCCUGUUUACCAAGGAGCUGGAGUACGCUCUGGGGAAAAAUGAAGUGGACCUGGUUGUUCAUUCCCUGAAGGACCUGCCUACUGUGCUACCUCCUGGCUUCACCAUUGGAGCCAUCUGCAAGCGAGAAAACCCCUGUGAUGCUGUUGUCUUUCACCCCAAAUUUGUUGGGAAAACCCUAGAAACCUUGCCAGAGAGGAGUGUAGUGGGGACCAGCUCCCUUCGGAGAGCAGCUCAGCUGCAGAGAAAGUUCCCACAUCUGGAGUUCAAGAGUAUUCGAGGAAACCUCAACACCCGGCUUCGGAAGCUGGAUGAGCAACAGGAGUUCAGCGCCAUCAUCCUAGCUGUAGCUGGCCUGUACCGCAUGGGCUGGCAGAACCGAGUGGGGCAGAUUUUGCAUCCUGAAGAAUGCAUGUAUGCUGUGGGUCAGGGGGCCCUAGGUGUGGAAGUCCGAGCCAAGGACCAGGAUAUUUUGGAUCUAGUGAGUGUGUUGCAUGAUCCAGAGACUCUGCUUCGCUGCAUCGCCGAAAGAGCCUUCCUGAGGCAUCUGGAAGGAGGCUGCAGUGUGCCAGUAGCAGUCCAUACAGUGAUGAAGGAUGGGCAACUGUACCUGACUGGUGGAGUCUGGAGUCUAGAUGGUUCAGAUAGCAUGCAGGAGACCAUGCAGACCACCAUCCACGCUCCUGCUCAGCAUGAAGAUGGCCCAGAGGAUGACCCGCAAAUGGUAGGCAUCACUGCUCGAAACAUUCCACGAGGAGCCCAGCUGGCUGCUGAGAACCUGGGCAUCAGCUUGGCCAGCUUGUUGUUGAACAAAGGAGCCAAGAACAUCCUGGAUGUUGCACGGCAGCUUAACGAUGCCCGCUAACUGGUCUGUGGGGCGCAGGGUACCUGGAUUGUCAUUUUCAGUGCCUCCAUCUGGGUUUCAGUACCCUGUACUCACUAGCUGGGAUGUGAUUACUCCAGGAGAUUCAACUACUGCCUGAGGCUGGCAGCCACACAUCUCACCUUGGGGCCUUGUUGACUGUCUUGCCUCCUAAAUAGAUGGGGGCUUCAUCUCUUUAGACAGAAGUCUAAACCACAGCCUUUGAAUGUAAGCAGCUAUGAAUGAACUGGCCUUGAAAGUGGCCAUUUUGAUGAGGUUUAGGAGACAAAUAAAUCCAAAGCUCUUUCAGUCCUUCUAAGUCUGAAACCUUUGUUUAAAAACUUCUGGAACAGCUUUUGCUUCAGCCUCAAUAGUCCUAAUUCCAAUGUUGCCUCACAGGGGAAAUCCACAAAACAAGAGAAAACAGCCUUAAUACCCUUGGCUUGCCUGGUGUGGGGGGCCAAGCCUAAAAUCCCAGCAUUUGGGAAAUAGAAGACUGUGGGUUCAAGUCCAGCCUGAGCUACAAUGACCAUGACUCCAAAUAACCAAAAUAAAUGAAAAUCCUAUGUCUUA
Molecule: messenger RNA, 1806 nt
Organism: Dipodomys spectabilis (banner-tailed kangaroo rat)
Lineage: Eukaryota; Metazoa; Chordata; Mammalia; Rodentia; Heteromyidae
Gene: Hmbs
Product: hydroxymethylbilane synthase
Exons: 14
Coding region: 151-1236 (361 amino acids)
Biological process (GO): heme biosynthetic process
Cellular component (GO): cytoplasm
Molecular function (GO): hydroxymethylbilane synthase activity
Source: RefSeq, a predicted model, not a curated record